Messenger RNA from Chiloscyllium plagiosum (whitespotted bambooshark), 3908 nucleotides. NCBI's taxonomy places the organism in Eukaryota, Metazoa, Chordata, Chondrichthyes, Orectolobiformes, Hemiscylliidae. The record is from RefSeq and is a predicted model, not a curated record.
GAUUGAAUGGGAGCAAGUGACCGAGUGAAAAUGUGUGUGUGCGUGAUUGAAUGUGAGUGAGUGUGCGAGUAUGCGAGUCAGUGCCUGAGUCAGCAGCUGGCUUCCCUACCCUGUUCUCAGUGCAAGAUGCUAGAUGCUGACAUCGGAACUUCCGCAUCUGUCAGCAGUUGCAGUCCUGGGAUCUUGCAGCAGACAGAGAGAGAGAGAGAGAGAGAAAGAAUCGGGAGGGCUGCAAAUCAGGAGCUCCAUGCAGAGUUGCCUGGGUCUGUGGAAGUACUGCAGGUCACCCGAUGCGAAGGAUCGCACCAUGUUUCACCGCCAGUCGUGCUCGGUGAGCGAGCCGAGGAGCUCCCCGGGGCAGCCUGCAGACGCUUUCAGCGUGUUGGAGCUGAGCCCCGCCAGCGGCACCGCUGCAGGCCAGCAGGAGGAGAGUCCGCUCUGCAGGCUGACGGUGGACAGCCUGCCGUUCCAGCCGCAGCUUCACCUGCUCCCGAGUGUCCCGCAGCUCACCGUCACCUCGGAGGAGGGUACCACCCAGGACAGCCUGGAGCCGGACCCGAACGUCAAAGUGUGCCGCAAACUCUCCAGCUCGUCCCUCUCGUCCACCGGUUCCUCUCUCUUCGAGGAAUCCGAAGACGACCUCCUCGCCGACAACGACCACCAGCACUUCAGAGGAGCUGAGGAGCAGGAGGACGCCACUCAGAACAAAUCCUGGAAGAAGGCAAAAUCAAUAGUCCACGUCUCAUCCUUCCCGUUCAAGAAACGAUAUUCAUGGAUUCAAUUGGCUGGUCAUUCAGGGAGUUUCAAGGCUGGCAAUGGUGGGCGGAUCCUGAAGAAGUACUGUGAAAAUGAGAAGCUGUGCUUUGAGCAACUGAAAACUGAUUCGCUAGCUCCCUUUGUGCCCCAUUACUAUGGCAUUACACAUGAAGAUGGAGAGUGGUAUAUUCAGCUGGAUGACCUGUUGGCUGAGUUUGACAGCCCCUGCGUCAUGGACUGUAAAAUGGGAACAAGGGCAGACAAUGAUAUUAUUGUUGGGCUGUUCCUGCAGAGAUCCAGUGAAGAGUUGACCCAACUGAAUCAAGGUUGGAGAAUGGCCACAGAGAGAGCGGAUGGCAAAGGCAGCACAAACUUCAAAAGGACCAAAACAAAGGAACAAAUUCUUCAGGUCUUUAUCGACUUUGUCAAUGGAAACAAGAAAAUUGUGCAAGCCUACAUGACAAGACUAAUGGAGAUUCGGAAAGCUCUGGAAACGUCGGAGUUCUUCAAAAGGCACGAGGUUAUCGGGAGCUCCUUGCUGUUCAUACAUGACAAGAACGAGGUGGCAAAGGUGUGGCUGAUCGACUUUGGGAAGACCACCAGGCUGCCAAGCGGAAAGACUCUUAAUCACCGUCUGUUCUGGGAGGAAGGCAACAGGGAAGAUGGCUACCUCCUGGGGCUUGACAAUAUGAUCGCCAUUGCAUCCAGCAUUUUGUGAUGCUAGGCCAAAUUCCUCCUUUUCCAUUGGGCAGUAGGAAUAUUGUACGGGGCCAGCCUCCCUCGACCUGGAUGCGCGCUGCUGUUCAAAGCGGUGAGGGAACAAAGAAAGAGAGAGGACAUUUUGGCGAGAUGCAACUGAGGUUUCCCCACUGCCGGUGGGCUUUCUCUUGGGUGACUUUGUGUCUUUAAUUGGACCCAGACUGUGAAUGGGACGCACAAAGGUAUCAGAAUGGUGGAGGUGACGCUCUUAUCUCGUGGGAAAUAUGGUUGCUAUUCACUGUGGAACUGUUACAAAUGGUUACUCUCGGGUUUGGCUUGAAAUAAUAUUUGAAGGACAAUUGCAAUUAGAUUCUGCUCAUGGAUGAUAUCAAUGCAAAGCAAGAAAGUUUGUGGGCGCUCUCCUGAAAGAUAAGGUGACUUCCCCCUCACCUCGCACCUCACAAUGUCCAGGUCUAAAGCAGAAGUGGCCAACACAGGAAAGAGUAAACGGGGAACUGCAGGCCUGGUGUAUGUUAUCGUAAAAUCCUAGAAUCUAUUAUAAAGGAAGUGAGUACUAGAUAUUCAGAAGUACUUGUCUGAUUAGGCUGAUGCAACAUGGACUUAGGAUGAGUGGAUAUGUUUGACAAGGUUGAUAGCUUUUUGAGGAUGUUAUGAGCAGAGUUGAUUAAGGGAGAACCAAUAAAUAUGGGGUAUUUGGAUUUUCAGUAGACUUUGAUUAAGUCCCACACAAGGUAUUUGUAAACAAUGAAAGUGUUUGGGAUUGGGGCUAUUAUAGUAACAUGGCUUCCAGACAAAAAGUAGAGAUUAGGGAUAAAUGGCUCAUUCUCCAAUAUGACAAGUGGGGACCACAAGGGUCAGUGCUUGAGCUCCAACUAUUCACAAUCUAUAUCAAUGACUCUGAUGUGGGGUCAAUUGUAAUACAGCAAAUUCUCUGUAAUCGAGAUUCCAAGCAUCCAGAAUGGGGACUUUAGUGGCAUUAGCAACCAGAAAGGAUUAAUAGUUCAAGAAUGACUUUAUCAAAAAAGACAACAUCACUUAUCAUGGCCAGAUAUACCAGGAUUUAAAAGUGGCUUGUUUUUUAAAAUGCACCUUCAUCUUGUGGCAGCAACAGGACCAGUUCUCCCAGCAGCCACUUGUAUUCCUCAUGAAACCAGCAGAUUCAGCUAACCAGCUUCUCUCCAUUUCCCUGUGUGGGCUGGUUACUCUAUUGGCAGGUGCAGCUGACACAAAACCUGAGAGCCGUGAGGAUUUACACAGGCUGAACAUGAUAGGCAAGAGCCUGUAGAUAAGUGUGAGGUUAUCCACUUGGUAGGAACAAUUCAGGUGAAGAGUAUUUCAUAAAUAGUGAGUAGUUGUGAAAUGCUGAUGUCCAAAGAGGUCGAGGUGCCCUUGUUCAUGUAGGUGUAGCCAGCAGUUCAGAAGAUAAACAGUCUUUACUGCAAGAGGGUUUGUGAACAGGAACAAAUAAAGACCUCAUUUGGAAUAUUAUAUCCGGUUCUAGUUGCCUUCCCUAAGGUAGGAUAGAUUUUGAAUGAUUCCGCAUCCUUCACUAUAACACUGAUAUACUCCACACCCCUCAUUAUAACACUGAUAUAUUCCACACCCCUCGCUGUAACAUCGAUAUACCCCACACCCCUCACUCUAACACCGAUACACUCCACACCCUUCACUGUAACAUGAAUCUACAUCACACCCCUCACUAUAACACUGAUACCCUUUACUGGUGUUCCCUAUAUUCUCACUAUAGUACACUCCAUACAUCACCUACACUCCCUGGCAUAACAGCCCAGUCUGUAGUAUUGCUGCUAACAGAUGCUACUCCAUUGUAUAAUGCACAUUUCAUGUUGAUUACUGACAUAAAAUCAGUGACUUCACUUUUGAUUCAUUGUCUGUGAUUUGGAAUGUUCUUAUUUGACAGACACGAUGUGGAUCCCAAGCUCGUCCUUUACUUUCACUUCCUCAGGAGACUGUUCAAAACUGAGUGAUACUUCUGUCUUGGCUUCCCAGUAAUUUUCUGCAGCUCACUGCCUGGAAAAGGGGUUAUUUCUGAAUAGAGCUGUCUACUUGGAUUAUGCUUUAUUUAUAUCCCAUACACCAAGUAUGGAACACAGCAUGGUUUACUUAAUGAGGUCUGAGUGGAAGGAUAUCAUGAGUGUCACAUAACAUGCAAGUGCUCCAUUUCACCUUCUCUCAUUGAUUAUCACUGUCAUAUUUUCUGCAGCGAUAAGGAGAUUUGGGUUAUUGAUGAGUUAUUUGUAUUAUUAUGGGAAAUCUCUUCCAUGUGUCACAUCUCUCAUAUGCAGCUUACAAAAACAGGAACAGCUGGAGAUGUCAAUUCGCCCCCCUCAAGCAAGUCCAUCAUCCAGGAGACAGUGAGGUCUGAAGAUGCUGGAGAUCAGAGUUGAGAGUGUGUUGCUGGAUAAGCAUGGCAG